AUGAACUACAAACUUACAAUGUUUGUCCUGUCUCAAAUCAGAAAACUAUCAACUUCUCGAUUAUCUCAACAACACAAAAACCAUUACGAUUCCUUGGGCAUAGCGAAAAGUGCCACACAAGGGGAUGUGAAAACUGCUUAUUAUAAAUUGUCAAAGGUUUAUCAUCCAGACAGGAAUCAGGGAACUACUUUUGAGCAACGAGAACAACAUUCACAGAAAUUUAGAGAUAUAUCCGAGGCUUAUGAGAUUUUAGGAAAUGUUAGAAGUAGGAAGAUGUAUGAUAAAGGUUUUUUGGGUGGAAACAUUUUUGGUCCCAAAGUCGCUGAAUCUACCCCAGACGACCCAUUGGCCAAAUUCUAUAAAUCUCGCGAGCACAGAGCCAGGCCACCAAAUCCAACUGGUCAACAACCGAUUUAUGAUUUUGACGAAUGGUCCAGACAACAUUACGGAGCUUCAGUUAGAAGAGACCGAGAAUUAAAAGAGAAACGGGCAGCCUAUGCUGCAGAGAAGAAAGCAAAAGAAGAGAAUAAAUAUGAAGAGUUCAGCGUCUUGACGCUACUUGUGAUAAUUUUUACCUGUUUAGUAAUACAACAAUAUGCUGAAGGUUUUGCAUAUGAUAGACCUAAAAAGGGAAAAUAUUCUAUGGAUAAUGAGGAUGUAAAUCGAAAUGAUUGA
Ceutorhynchus assimilis (cabbage seed weevil) is the source of this 675-nucleotide messenger RNA. Lineage: Eukaryota; Metazoa; Arthropoda; Insecta; Coleoptera; Curculionidae. The record is from the annotation of a GenBank genome assembly.